UUCUAUUUUCUCGUCUUCCUAGCGUGAAGAGCUCAAUAGUAUUCAUUGUCCGAUCAUUAAGCAUGUCGGCCGGAUCUAUCGAGAUUCCUCUCCGUGAUACGGACGAGGUGAUUGAGUUGGAUCUUGACCAGUUGCCUGAUGGUGAAGAAGUAUUGAAUAUUCUUCGACAAGAAAUUGCCCCAUUAAACAUUUGGGUCAAUUUAGCUCUGGAAUAUUACAAACAAGGUUUUAUCGAAGACUUUGUCAAGAUACUUGAAGCUUCUCGUGCCGAUGCCAGUUAUGACUAUCCAAAUUAUGAAAAAGACCAGAUGCGAGCACUGGACACCCUUGCUGCGUACUAUGUGCAGCAGGCACAUAAGGAGAAGAACAAAGAGAAAAAGAGGGACCUGUUCACCCAGGCCACCCUCUUGUACACCACUGCUGACAAAGUCAUCAUGUACGAUCAGAACCAUCUUUUGGGUCGAGCGUAUUUCUGUUUGCUGGAAGGUGAUAAGAUGGAGCAGGCUGAUGCUCAGUUUAACUUUGUACUUAACCAGUCAAGCAACAACAUUCCGUCUCUCCUCGGUAAAGGGUGUAUUGCUUUCAACAAGAAAGACUACCGUGGAGCUCUUGCCUACUACAAAAAAGCCCUAAGAACCAACCCCAGUUGCCCCGCUUCUGUGAGACUGGGUAUGGGACAUUGCUUUGUAAAACUUGGCAAGCUUGAAAAGGCAAAGAUGGCCUUUGAGCGUGCCCUUUUCCUCGACCCCCAGUGUGUCGGUGCCUUAGUUGGACUUGCUAUCCUCAAAAUGAAUGCUAAAACUCAAGAUUCAAUUAAAACAGGAGUGCAGUUAUUGUCAAAAGCUUACACAAUUGACUCAACCAAUCCAAUGGUUUUAAACCAUUUGGCUAACCAUUUCUUUUAUAAAAAGGAUUAUCAGAAAGUGCAACAUCUUGCCCUCCAUGCCUUCCAUAAUACGGAGAAUGAAGCAAUGAGGGCAGAAAGCUGCUAUCAGCUGGCGAGAGCUUUCCAUGUCCAGGGUGAUUAUGACCAAGCUUUCCAGUAUUACUAUCAAUCAACUCAGUUUGCACCCACCAGCUUUGUACUUCCAUUCUUUGGCCUUGGGCAGAUGUACAUCUACCGUGGUGACAAUGAAAAUGCCGCCCUGUGUUUUGAGAAAGUCUUAAAAGCUCAACCUGGAAACUAUGAAACUAUGAAAAUUUUAGGCUCUCUUUAUGCCAAUUCCGAAGAUGUUGCCAAGAGAGAUACUGCCAAACAACACCUCCGCAAGGUCACUGAACAGUUCCCGGAGGAUGUUGAGGCCUGGAUUGAAUUAGCUCAGAUUCUGGAACAAACUGAUGUCUUGGGUGCCCUUUCGGCGUAUGGCACUGCCACCAGAAUUCUGAAAGAUAAAGUUCAAGCUGAUGUGCCACCCGAGAUUCUUAACAAUGUGGCUGCCUUACAUUUUAGAAUUGGCAAUUUCAUGGAAUCCAAGAAAUAUUAUGAAGCUUCACUUGAACGCUCCCGACACGAAGCACAGCACGAUGAGACAUACUACAGCGCCAUCUCAGUAACCACAACCUACAACUUGGCGCGACUCUACGAAGCAACCCACGAGUACGAUAAAGCAGAGAAACUGUACAAGAAUAUUCUGAGAGAGCAUCCUAACUAUGUCGAUUGUUACCUGAGAUUAGGUUGCAUGGCACGAGAUCGGGGACAAAUCUAUGAAGCAUCUGAUUGGUUCAAAGAAGCCCUACAGAUAAACCAGGAUCAUCCAGAUGCCUGGUCUUUAAUUGGAAACCUUCAUUUAGCCAAACAAGAGUGGGGCCCUGGGCAGAAGAAGUUUGAACGAAUUAUCCAGAGACCUAACACCAAAGAUGACUCUUAUUCGCUUAUUGCUCUUGGCAAUGUCUGGCUACAAACUCUUCAUCAGCCAAUCAGAGACAAAGACAAGGAAAAACGACACCAAGACCGAGCUUUGGCUAUGUACAAACAGGUACUAAGAAAUGAUGCACGCAAUAUUUGGGCUUCAAAUGGAAUUGGUUGUGUUCUUGCCCACAAAGGCUGCAUCAACGAAGCCAGAGAUAUAUUUGCUCAAGUCCGUGAGGCGACUGCUGAUUUCUGUGAUGUCUGGCUUAAUAUUGCCCACAUUUAUGUGGAACAGAAACAGUAUGUAGCUGCAGUACAAAUGGUCAGUUCUGAUGAAACAACUUCUUUUUUUUUUUUAUAUGUAUUUUAUGUUUUUUGUAAAAGUAACCUGGUACAUCCACCCCAGACCACAUAGUUUAGAGUAUUUAUU
Molecule: messenger RNA, 2279 nt
Organism: Octopus bimaculoides (California two-spot octopus)
Lineage: Eukaryota; Metazoa; Mollusca; Cephalopoda; Octopoda; Octopodidae
Product: RNA polymerase-associated protein CTR9 homolog
Biological process (GO): regulation of DNA-templated transcription; transcription elongation by RNA polymerase II
Cellular component (GO): Cdc73/Paf1 complex
Molecular function (GO): RNA polymerase II complex binding
Source: RefSeq, a predicted model, not a curated record